Messenger RNA from Fomitopsis serialis, 949 nucleotides. RefSeq lists its product as uncharacterized. The transcript has a single exon. Bases 229 to 729 code for a protein of 166 amino acids. The record is from RefSeq and is a predicted model, not a curated record. Lineage: Eukaryota; Fungi; Basidiomycota; Agaricomycetes; Polyporales; Fomitopsidaceae.
GACUGUAGGGCCAGUGAAGGCGACCACGAGCUCCCGUACGGAUCGGCUCUUCAUCUAUAUGUGUCUUCCUUCGGGCUGGCUGCCCCGCAAGCUACGCAGUGAAUUCGAAGUCGGUGGCGAGUCGAUCCCGACUAGCCACCAUAUCUGCGUUCCUGACAUCGAUAAGCCAUACUGGUCGACCUGCCCGAGGGCCCGAGCUCGCCAACGCCACCAUCCACGGUCAUCCUCAUGACGCCAUUCACUUGCUCUGGUCUGGUAGCGCGGUGGAUUGCCUUGGCUGGGGCGUCUGCCAUCAGCGACGCGCCCGUCCAUCAUUCCUGUGGCUGUCGCGGUCGACUCGGUACUUGCAUUGAAUGCGUCUUCAAGUUCAACCGUCCAAUGCUGUACGCUCUUGGGGCAAGUGGCCUACUAGGUGUAUGCGGCGUCUCCGGUCAUAACAUCACAGGCACGAACAACGUGCCCAUACUUCAAGUACGAUACACUCGAGACACGGAUGGUCACCUCAGCCAAUAUACGAUGCUUCUCCUGAAAAGGGAGACUGCCUUGUAUCCGAAACGGGCAGUUCUUGUUCAUGCUGCGACUUCGACGAAUCUCACCUCGCGAUUGUUGUCUAUUGUUCAACUGGAGCUACUAGCGCUGUACUUGCACCCAGGAGGAAAGACUCAGAUGGCCGGCCUGCUGCCGUCCGUGAAACCGGAUGGUUCAUCAACCACUCGGAUAAACUGCUAGUACAGGAAGCAAACGGAACCUCGUCGAUGCGGCCACGAUAUCAACGUGCCUACGAAGCGCAGAAGUCUGUCCUAUCGAACUAGUAGACGUGCUCGCACUCCAUUCUUCAUUCUCAUACUGAGGCUUAGAGAGUAGACACACUUCUACAUUGUUCGCUCAGACCAACCCGGCUGGACGGUGGAACGCACAAUGAGUAUACUAGUCAAAUCGCCAUGCUCAC